AUGGCCAGGCUAUCCUUUAAGGGGAGGAUUGAGAAGAAGACACUGCAGAUGGCAAAUCACAGACAACGAUUAAAUGCAUUCGACGAGGCGAUGCUCCAUGCCUACAUUCCUGAUGUAGACUGUAGACUAAAUGGCGGCUGUGACGACUACUGCGACAAGUUCACGAAGAAGCUGACGGGCUGGGCAAAGUCAUCUGAAGUGGUAACAUCAAAGAGAGUAAAAGAAAGGAUUCCGGAAGAGAAGAAGAUUAUGGUACAGAAGCGGCGAAGGCUGAAGACAGCUUGGACCGACACGGUAAUGUACUGUAGUUUUUGCAAGCUCAUUAGACGGAUGCUGAAGAGGGAAGAUUUUGAGACCGGAUCGGGAAAAUUAGAAAAAUGGCCGAAGACUGCAGAAGCUUCAGACAACACAGGACAGAGUUAG
This is a messenger RNA of Soboliphyme baturini, 423 nucleotides long. The record is from the annotation of a GenBank genome assembly. NCBI's taxonomy places the organism in Eukaryota, Metazoa, Nematoda, Enoplea, Dioctophymatida, Soboliphymatidae.